This is a messenger RNA of Brassica oleracea var. oleracea, 3482 nucleotides long. RefSeq names its product midasin-like. The record is from RefSeq and is a predicted model, not a curated record. The transcript has 2 exons. The coding region runs from base 1 to 945 and encodes 314 amino acids. Lineage: Eukaryota; Viridiplantae; Streptophyta; Magnoliopsida; Brassicales; Brassicaceae.
AUGGAUGAGGAAGAUAACUCUUGGGAAGAAGAGCAAUCCAUGCUUGACGAAGAAAGUAGUUAUGGAGAUGAUCAAUGGUCCAACGAUGGCUCCAACACUGAUUUUGAAGAGGAUCCUUAUGAAGGAGAUCCUGAGCCAGUACCACCAGACCCUUACCACAUUGAUAACCACUCCACUGAUUGUUCUAGAAGAGAAGCUGAAUGGUCCAACGAUGGCUCCAACACUGAUUUUGAAGAGGAUCCUUAUGAAGGAGAUCCUGAGCCAGUACCACCAGACCCUUACCACAUUGAUAACCACUCCACUGAUUGUUCUAGAAGAGAAGCUGUCCUAGAAGAAAGCUAUGGAAGUGGUUCAUGGCAGGAAGAGGCUGGAGUUGAAAACUGCCUAGAAAACAAAGAAGAGUGGGAGCAUGAAUCUGAUGAAGAAACUCAGCUCCAACUGGACGUUAAAGAGGACUCAUGGGAGGCUCAAACCCAUCCUGAUUCUGAUCAAGAAAUAGAAGAGAGUUCUUGGGCUGGAGUACCAUUCUCUGGUCCGGAGGAGAGACAAGCAUUGUCUAUGAAGCCUUACCGAGAUUUUGGGUCAUGGUAUGAGGAAACUGAUUCUCAAAUCAGUGAAGAUGAAGCAAGGCAUCCCAGCCAUGAGGCUGAGAUCCAUGGAUAUGAUCUAGGUGUGCCUGAAAAGGAGGAAUCCAUAAGUGAGGCCGGAAGAAAUGUUAAAGAAUCCCAACUUGCCUUGGCUGAAGAGGAAGAACUUGUAAGUGAAGCCGGAAGAAAUGUUACUGAGCUUGAAGCAUCCUCCAUCAACCUUUCUGGUUAUAACAAAGAAGCUGCUGCUUAUCAACAAUGGGAGGACAACUUGAAAACCUGGUACUACAGUUACCAACUAUCAGAUGAGGAGGCUGAUGACGAAUCUAUUGAUACUUGGGAAGAUUUCAGAUUAUAAAUGAGGAGAUUAGUUGAAAAGGCUGAGAAGGAAACUGCAGCCCAAUACCACCAGCCCCAAAAGAAUGAUACACAUGCAGUCCACACUUCAACUCCACGCUUUAGGACUAGGAGUAAGAAGGCUGAUCACCCCCACAGCCCACAAGAGGUGGAACCGACCAUAGAAAAGCCCACUAUCAAGCAAUCAAAGAGUUCACAGCCGAGUUCACUACAACUUCCAAAAAAGCCAGCAAUCCGUCCAAGGUCAAAAGGAACUUCAGAAAAUACAGAUAGCAAGGCCACAGUAGUCCAUAUCAAAGGAGGUCCACGUCCUGAAGAUGAAGCUAUGCAACAAGGUUUGCAAAAGCCACCAGCAUCAUCAAAUCAAAGUAUAGGGAAAGGAGAUGGGCGACCAAACAAGUCUGAGAGGUUGAAAGAAAGCCAGGGACAGCACCUGACUUGUCCACAAAACGUUGAAGAAGAUGCAAGAAACAAUAAAAGCACACAAGCUACCAAAGAGCAAAUCAUUCUUCAACUAGCUGAAACCAUUUGGGUAAGUCUAAAUUUUACUUGUCCAAAUUAUAAAUUCUCAAACACAGAUAUAAUUCACUUGUUUUCUGCCAAAAUUUUUGAGAAUAUUUCAGGAACAGAGGCCAAGGAUCCCAUAGGCGAUCCACACAAAGAGAUCACACGGUGUCUAGAUGCCUAAGGAAAGCAAGAAGUUACCAUCAACAACUUCUUGAUUCCUGACGCCCCAUCAUAUCAAAAACAACAUCCAGGAGGCCAUAUCAAUAUAGAGGAGUAGUCCGGUCGUUCCUACUCAAAGGAGAGCCACCAGAUUUGCCACCAAAGACCAAAUCGACAAAAUACCAAGGUAAGGCCCUAGAAUCUCAAAAGAGGAUGAAACCUGACUUGCUCUAUCUUGGUGCAGGUUAUCCAGUUUCGAGGUCGAAACCUUUUCAAGAGAGAGGGGAUGAUAUAGGCACAGAAACCACACCUGAACCAGGGGCCAACCGGAUGUACCAUUCAGCCAACCGAAGGACCAAUCAGGAUAUGUGUUCAGUCAAAACGGCGUAUCUCCGUAACCAGGAGGAAUUUUGUAAUGAAACCAAUUUUAAUGCAUUCUACACUCAUCUAGGAGUCAACCCCAACUGGAAUCAUCUCCAAAUCUACUCUUGCCAGGAAUAUACGAAUUUUACAAACCGGCGGUUCUCCAUCUCGUCCAUCUGCGAGCAUCCGAGUUUAGAAGUUUCUUCAAGCCCAACAAAGAAGCGUUCCGACCCAAACCAAAAAAUGGAUUUCAAGAUGGAUCUCUUAUCAAGCCAAAAAGCCCAAGAAUAGGAGAAAAUACCACGGAAAUCUCAAGAUACAAUCAGCAAGCAUAGGAUUAAGAGGAUCUUCAUGAUCCAAGGCUUCCAGAAUACACAUACAACCGUCCAGAAGAGCCUCCCCUCAUCUUUCCCUACACCAGCAAGCAUAGGAUUAAUAGGAUCUUCAUUUACACCAAGUUUCCUUUUUCGGAAUCACUCACAACUUGGAGAAUAAAUCACCAACGGCUAUUUUUCCACGACCAGAGCUUCCUGAAGCUACUUGCAAGGAACCUAGACGUCCCAAGACACCAUUCCUUCUUGCCCAAACUUUCCAGAUUCAAGGAGAUCAUCAAGUUCCCCAUUUUUAGCCAAAAAUCCAUUUAUCCUAUUCCAACGGCUAGUUUUUAUUUCCUUUGAUUUCUUUCUGAUUUUUGCUUUGUAAUCAUUGUCUCCAGAGCCUAUAUAAGCUCUUGGUCGACCCUUGUAAGAAACCACCUUUCAAUCCUUAAGAAAUAAUAUUCAGUUUGUUUAUUUUUAUCAAAGAGAGUCUUUGAAUAGAAAUCCGUUCUUAGGAUACUUGAGUGAUUCUUGUGUUCUAUUGAUUCGUCUAGCAUAGGUUGCUUGUGUGAUUCAAAAGCCAGUGUUAUUCCAGAUUGAGAGAUUCAAUCAAACCCACGGAUUGAGAGAGUCAAACAUCAUCUAUCAAGCAUCAUCGAUCCAUCUUCCAUCAUCAAUCAUCUAUCCAUAAACCAUUCCAUCCCUUUAUCUGUUUAGCUUCUGUUCUUAUUUUAAUUAUUCAUAAACUCAUUGUUUUUCAUUGUUUCCAGGUUAGAUUGGAUUAAAAAGAAUAGCAAGUUGGCCAUCUUCACCGUCUAUCCAUCCGGUCUUCAUCCUUACCGAUAAGAUCGCCCCAUCGCCCAUCCAUCUCAUCGACCCAGCUUUCCAGCCUGCAACAAUAUCCCACGACGAAGGGCAGAGUUCAUGGCGUUUCGCAACGCCAACGUUUCCGCCAUCAGGGGCGACACCACAAAAGAUUCGGUCGUUGAGUGUGAAGAGGAUAAUCCAGCAUCAUCGAUGAUCCAAGCGAGACCAGCACAUUUAGUAACCGGAUUCCAAGCGGCAUCAGUAUACAAGCGUGUGCGAGUUGGGUCUAGGGCGGGAUCCUGGGCGAUACUGGUUGGGGUUGAUCGUGAUUGGUUGGUUUGUUCUUGUGAGAGAACCCAUUCUCUAGCUUCUUUGAUCGCUUUUA